CACACACGUCUAGUCUGUCUGAUUAGUGCAAAAGCGAAGAUGCCUCUCAGACUUGAUAUUAAGCGCAAGCUCUCUGCACGGUCCGACCGUGUGAAGUGUGUGGACCUCCACCCUACUGAACCAUGGAUGUUAGCUAGCUUGUACAACGGCAACGUUCACAUCUGGAACCAUGAUUCACAGACACUUGUGAAGUCCUUUGAAGUAUGUGAUCUUCCAGUGAGAGCUGCCAGAUUUGUGACUCGGAAGAACUGGGUGGUUGCUGGCUCGGAUGAUAUGCAGAUUCGAGUGUUCAACUACAACACAUUGGAGCGAGUACAUAACUUUGAAGCUCACUCCGAUUACAUCCGAGCUAUCUGUGUCCAUCCAACACAGCCCUACAUACUCACCAGCAGUGAUGACAUGUUGAUAAAGCUAUGGGACUGGGAUAAGAAGUGGUCCUGUGCGCAGAUCUUUGAAGGUCACACACAUUACGUCAUGCAGAUCAUCAUCAACCCUAAAGACAAUAAUACGUUUGCGAGCGCCUCGCUGGAUCGAACAGUCAAGGUAUGGCAGCUUGGGUCCAGCACUCCCAACUUCACCCUGGAGGGACACGAGAAGGGAGUGAACUGCGUCGACUACUACUGCGGAGGAGACAAGCCGUACCUAGUGUCUGGAGCUGAUGAUAGAUUCGUUAAGAUCUGGGACUACCAGAAUAAAACCUGCGUUCAGACACUGGAAGGACAUGCACAGAAUAUCUCAUGUGUGAGUUACCACCCUGAGCUGCCUAUCAUUAUGACUGGAUCAGAAGACGGGACAGUACGUGUUUGGCAUGCUAACACCUAUCGCCUAGAGACGACGCUUAACUAUGGACUGGAACGUGUGUGGGCCAUCGCUAACAUGAAGGGGAGUAACAGUAUAGCUCUGGGCUACGAUGAAGGAAGCAUCAUCAUUAAGCUUGGGAGAGAAGAGCCUGCCAUGUCCAUGGAUGCCAGUGGGAAGAUCAUGUGGGCCAAACACGCUGAGAUACAGCAGGCUAAUCUCAAGAGCAUGGGAGAUCUAGAAACGAAAGACGGUGAGCGAUUGCCUCUUGCCAUAAAGGACAUGGGAAGUUGUGAUGUAUACCCACAAACAGUCAGCCACAACCCUAACGGAAGAUUUGUCGUCGUGUGCGGUGAUGGAGAGUACAUUAUCUACACAGCCAUGGCACUCCGUAAUAAAAGCUUUGGAUCCGCCCUGGAGUUUGUGUGGUCACACGAUUCGUCGGAGUAUGCAACGCGUGAAAGCAACACUCUCGUCAAAACCUACAAAAACUUCAAAGAAAAGAAAACGUUCAAGCCAGACUUUGGCGCUGAAGGUAUAUACGGAGGUCACCUCCUCGGUGUCCGCUCCAGCAGUGGUUUAGCCUUCUAUGAUUGGGACACGACGGAACUGAUACGUAGAAUUGAAAUCAUUCCCAGACAGGUAUACUGGUCUGAGAACGGAGAGCUGGCUUGCAUCGCUACCGACGAGUCCUUCUUCAUCCUCAAAUUCAGCACAGAGGCCGUUGCUGCUGCACAAGAAACAAACGAGGGUAUCACAGAGGAUGGGAUUGAAGAAGCAUUCGAGGUUGUAGGGGAGAUCGAAGAAAUUGUCAAGACCGGUCUGUGGGUCGGCGACUGCUUCAUUUACACCAACUCACUCAAUCGUCUCAACUACUACGUUGGUGGAGAGAUUGUCACCAUCUCUCAUCUUGAUCGAGUGAUGUACCUCCUCGGCUACAUCGCCAAGGACAACCGUCUGUACCUCGGCGACAAGGAACUCAACAUCGUCAGCUACUCAAUCCUCCUCUCCGUCUUGGAGUACCAGACGGCCGUCAUGAGACGAGACUUUGAGACGGCCGAUAAGGUGCUGCCGACAGUCCCGAAGGAACAGCGGACCCGGGUAGCUCACUUCUUGGAGAAGCAGGGCUUCAAGUCCCAGGCGCUGGCCGUGUCGUGCGACCCUGAGCACAGGUUUGAGUUGGCGCUGCAGCUGGGUGAACUUAAGACGGCGUAUGAUUUAGCGCUUGAGUCUGAGGCUGAAACUAACUGGAAACAACUGGCUGAACUUGCAACUGCCAAAUGUGAGUUCAAACUGGCUCAAGAGUGUCUCCACAGAGCUCAAGACUUCGGCGGGCUGUUGCUGCUUGCCAGCUGCUCUGGGGACGGGGAGAUGGUCUCCAAGCUGGCCGACACGGCCAACGAGAAGGACAAAAACAACGUGGGAUUCUUGGCGUAUUUCAUGCAGGGAAAGAUUGAGGAGUGUCUAGCCUUACUGUGUAAGUCAGGUCGCUACCCAGAAGCUGCCUUCUUCGCCAGGACGUACAUGCCAAGCAAGAUAUCGGAAAUCGUGACAUCGUGGAAGGAAAGCCUCGGCAAAGUGAACCGGAAAGCGGCCGAGGCCCUAGCUGAUCCCACCCAGUACGAGAAUCUCUUUGUUGGGCUUAAGGAAGCCUUCAAAGGGGAGCAGUACCUCAAGACGGUUGAGAAGACGUACCUGGCCAGUGCCUACCCGGACGUACCGAGCACUUCGGAGAGGAAUGUUUUGGAAGAAAUGGAGGCAGCAUUAGAAAGUGGAGGCUUUACAGGGGACCAAGAAGUUGCAGAGGAGCCAGUUGCGGAAGACCCAGUCGAGGAUACCCCGGCCGUAGAGCAAGAGACGCCUGCUGCUCCUUCAGAACCAGAAGCAGUACAAGAAGACGAUUUAGACCUCGAUUUAGACGAUCUCAAUAUCGACGACAACGUCGGAGAUCCAGGAGACGACAUCAACCUAGAUGACGACUUCUUAGAUGAUUAAUCAAAUUGCAUACAUUCUCUUUUAGAUGUUAAGUAUCUGACACUAUUCUAUUACCGUCACGCUAUUUAUACCAUGCCUGAUUUAUGUGAGGAACUGUCAAAAUUUGAAGUUGACUUUCACCUUUGUGAUGCAAAGACUACCAAAGUCUCCCAUUUGAGAGAUUU
Molecule: messenger RNA, 2957 nt
Organism: Asterias rubens (European starfish)
Lineage: Eukaryota; Metazoa; Echinodermata; Asteroidea; Forcipulatida; Asteriidae
Product: coatomer subunit beta'-like
Exons: 21
Coding region: 40-2793 (917 amino acids)
Biological process (GO): intra-Golgi vesicle-mediated transport; endoplasmic reticulum to Golgi vesicle-mediated transport; intracellular protein transport
Cellular component (GO): COPI vesicle coat
Molecular function (GO): structural molecule activity; protein binding
Source: RefSeq, a predicted model, not a curated record